Molecule: messenger RNA, 1249 nt
Organism: Sitophilus oryzae (rice weevil)
Lineage: Eukaryota; Metazoa; Arthropoda; Insecta; Coleoptera; Curculionidae
Product: putative zinc finger protein 840
Exons: 1
Coding region: 20-1024 (334 amino acids)
Biological process (GO): regulation of transcription by RNA polymerase II
Cellular component (GO): chromosome
Molecular function (GO): chromatin insulator sequence binding
Source: RefSeq, a predicted model, not a curated record
GAUCAACACCAUAUAUAUAAUGUGUAGGACGCUUCCUUUAACAAAGGACUAUAUUUCGAAAAUAAUUAUAAACUCGAAUGAGAAAAAUAAUUCAACAUGUCAAACUCUAUCUCAAGUAUCCGAAGAUUCGGAGAGUUCCAAAACCAUAAAGAGUACGGAAUCAAAUAAUCAUCAACAUAAAACAACAAAGUCCAAAAGUAUUCGACAGAACCAGAAAAACCAAGAUACAGAAGGAUUGUGCAGUAUUUGUGGACAAAUUGUCGAUAAUCUUCGACGUCAUAUGAAGAAUCACGGGACCUAUACUUGCGACCAAUGUUUUCUCAGCUUCAAAUCGCAAAAGCUCCUCAAUGAUCACCGUGAAUUGCACGAGAGUGAUGUUCACUUCGACUGCGACAUUUGCAAAAUGAUUUUUAAAACUCCGGCGCAGCUUUCGGUGCAUAAGUUUACGCAUAUUCAAAAAUAUGCGUGUCCUUUUUGUAGUUUUUCCAGCAAGAACUGUAGUUCGAUUAAGGAGCACAUCAAGAGACACGAAGAAAAAUAUAAGUAUCAUUGCGCGAUAUGCAACCAGGGCGUGCCAAACCAAACCAAAUUACAGAUCCAUAUGGAGAUCCAUACGGAUGUAGCUAAACACGAGUGCGAAAUUUGUCACAAGAAAUUCAAAGUGGAAUAUUAUCUCCGUAUCCAUAAAUUACUGAACCAUAAAAAAGAAGUGCUGGGCAUCGAGGAAUCAUUUCAGUGCGAGAUUUGCGGUAGAAAGUUUACUUUCGAAAAAAGCUUCAAGCGCCAUUUGAGCUGCAUUCACAAGGUGGGAAAGGAUAUGUCAGUUGAAUGCUCGGUAUGUAAAAAGGUUAUAUCUAACAGACAAACCUUGAAAAAACACAUGAGGACUCAUACGAGUGAAAAGGCGUUUUCCUGUGAAACGUGUGGAAAGGGGUUUUCUCUGAACACGUAUUUGAUUAGACACCAAAAGGUGCAUUCGAGAGAAAAUGGAUUUAAAAGAAAAAAUGCGUCUAAAAAAUCUUGAACUAAUAUAAUGGGUAAAGCUUGAUUUCUAAUUGGUUGUUACGUGCCACUUUUCAUCCGUAGAUUUUUUACUCCAGCCCGUCAACGGAGAAAGUUAAAAUCACAGAUAGAGGGAAUGCGUUUUGAUUGGAAAGUGCCCAUAAUGACAAUGUAAAUACUAUUUGGCGCUAUUACGGUCGCGACCCAAACCUUUUGAUAAUUUCAGAGCGGUUCGGCUUUUUCCGAA